AUGGUUGAGAAGUUAACCCCUCGCCUCCAGAAGCAGUCCACCUUCAUGAGGGAACCGAUUCAAGUUGGACUCAAGCUGGCUGCCACCCUUCGCUUCCUAGCCACUGGAAAUUCCUAUCCAAGUCUGCAGUACAGCUUCAGGGUUGAAGCAAGUACCAUCUGCAAGUUCAUAUCCGAGGUGUGUAAAGCCAUCAUCGCGGUCUACAAGGACGAAGUGCUGCGCUGCCCCAAAACUGAAGAGGAGUGGAAGGAAGUUGCUGCCAGGUUCAGCUCCAGAUGGAACUACCACAACUGUCUGGGGGCUGUGGACGGCAAGCACAUCGCCAUGAAGAAACCAUGCAAUGCUGGCUCUUACUACUACAACUACAAGGGCUUCCACAGCAUUGUACUGAUGGCAGUGGCAGAUACUAUCUACAAGUUCCUCUAUGUGGAUGUUGGGGCAGAGGGUGGUGCGUCGGAUGGAGGAACAUGGAGUAACUGUUCCCUGCAUGAUGCUGUACAAGAGAACAGAGCUGGAGUGCCUCAACCAGAACCACUUCCUAAUGAGGACCAGCCAGUGCCCUAUCACUUCGUAGGCAGUAGAUGA
Messenger RNA from Portunus trituberculatus (swimming crab), 585 nucleotides. RefSeq lists its product as uncharacterized. The record is from RefSeq and is a predicted model, not a curated record. The coding region runs from base 1 to 585 and encodes 194 amino acids. Lineage: Eukaryota; Metazoa; Arthropoda; Malacostraca; Decapoda; Portunidae. The transcript has a single exon.